This is a messenger RNA of Acromyrmex echinatior (Panamanian leafcutter ant), 411 nucleotides long. RefSeq lists its product as uncharacterized. The record is from RefSeq and is a predicted model, not a curated record. NCBI's taxonomy places the organism in Eukaryota, Metazoa, Arthropoda, Insecta, Hymenoptera, Formicidae.
AUGACCGCUGACCGACUGAGGAGGAACGCCCGUCGGCGGGCCACUCUCGAAAACGACCCGCCGACAACGGGCGCUCGGAUCGUGAAGGCCAUCCUCCCCUGCCUCGAGGAAUGGGUAGAUAGGGGAUGGGGCGGACUAUCGUUCCACGCGACGCAGGUGCUCACCGGACACGGAUGUUUCGAGGAGUACCUGUGUCGCAUAGGUAAGGAGCCGACCACUCGUUAUCGCCACUGCGAUGAGGACCGGGACACCGCGCAGCAUACGUUGGAGGCCUGCUCUGCGGGCGAGCGCGGUGUCCUGGUCCGGGAGAUAAAGGAGGAUCUCUCACUGCCGGCUGUCGUGAAGGAGAUAGUCGGCAGGGAGAGUGCUUGGAGGGCCUUCUCCUCCUUCUGCGAUCGGGUGAUGUUGUAG